Messenger RNA from Parnassius apollo (apollo), 1308 nucleotides. The record is from the annotation of a GenBank genome assembly. Lineage: Eukaryota; Metazoa; Arthropoda; Insecta; Lepidoptera; Papilionidae.
AUGAUUCUGCUGAUAGCAUGUGCAUCGAGUGAGAAGGUGCGUUUCGAUAAUUACUCUCUAUACAAAAUAUUUCCCCAAAAUGAACAACAAGUCAGAGUUCUUCAAGACUUAUACAAUAAAGAAACACAGUACGAUUUUUGGAAUCAUCCCACGAUGUCUGCGGAAUACGUAAACGUUUUGUCAAGUCCUCUAGAUAGAAGCCGGUUGGAAAGUUUCCUGAAUAAGACUGACAUGAAAUUUGUUAUUACAAUAGAAAAUGUUCAAGAAAUAAUCGACAACCAAUUUGUCUCAAAUUAUACACGAAAUAAUAUCCGAAGUAUGUCAUGGAGUAGAUAUUAUGAUUUAGAUAGCAUUAAUGCAUGGCUGGAAGAUCUGAAGGAUGCGUACUCCAACAUAGUAACACUGAUUACUGGUGGCCAAUCAUACGAAAGCCGUGACAUAAAAGGAAUAAAAUUAUCUCAUGGAUCAGGACGAAGGGCGAUAUUUAUCGAAGGUGGUAUUCACUCUAGAGAAUGGAUCUCACCAGCCACUGUCUGUUAUAUAAUUAACGAACUGCUUACAAGUGACGACCCGGAAACUAAGGCUGCUGCUAUUGAUUUUGAUUGGUAUAUAUUUCCAGUUACAAAUCCCGAUGGCUACGUUUGGACUCACGAAGUGGACAGAUUGUGGCGUAAAAACCGUCGGCCUUUUGGCUCCGAAUUCGGAGUAGACUUGAACAGAAACUGGAACAACAAUUGGCUUGUUGCAGGGUCCAGUAGCAACCCUGCUUCAAACAAUUUUGCUGGACUAGGACCUUUCUCAGAACCAGAGUCUAGAUCUCUCUCCACUUAUCUUAGGACUAUUGGAGACCAAAUCGACUUAUACCUUUCAUUUCAUUCCUUCGGCCAUCUUCUUUUAUUGCCUUUUGGUAAUACAACAGAACCUUUGGCAAAUUACCAGGAUGCAAUCAACAUUGGUAGAAGAGCUAUGGGGGCACUAUCGGUUCGUUAUGAAACAAGUUACGUUACUGGCAACAUUGCUGAAGCUAUUUAUCUUGCGACUGGAGGUAGUGUCGAUUGGGUGAAAGAACAUCUCAACGUCCCGCUGGUAUAUUGCUAUGAAUUACGCGAUGAUGGUAACUAUGGAUUCUUACUACCAGAGGAGCAAAUUCUGCCAAACAAUGAAGAAGUCAUGGACUCGCUACUAGAAUUAAUACACCAAGCGAAACGUUUUGGGUAUAUGAGUAAUGCACCUCAUCUUACAACUUCUUUGACGACACUCGUAGCUUUAUUGUUAACAUUUGUUUUUCAAGUUAAUUAUUACAAUUGA